Molecule: messenger RNA, 687 nt
Organism: Aspergillus ruber CBS 135680
Lineage: Eukaryota; Fungi; Ascomycota; Eurotiomycetes; Eurotiales; Aspergillaceae
Exons: 3
Coding region: 1-687 (228 amino acids)
Source: RefSeq, a predicted model, not a curated record
AUGAGCUUUGGUGGUUGUGCUGCUCAACCAGGAAUACAAGAGGAUUGCUGCCAUGAUGGUACUCUGAUGUCGUCCACAUUAUUAUCUCAACUGCAAGACAAGACGACCAAAGACAAUCCUCAGUCGACAAUGUCCACUCAUCCCUACGAUAUCAUCGAAGGCCCCCCCAUCUCACCCAUCGCAACCGCCCCAGACUGGACAAACACUCCCGAUUCCGUACUGUGGUUCUCGCAUCUCCGCCUCACCAUUUCGAGCAUCACCUCGCGCUCCAUCACUAUCAUCAACGAAGCUCUCCAAGUCUACCAAAAGACUGACGACGACCACAUUGGCCGCUACCUCCACCUGCAAUGUUCCCUCAGAAGGCUGCAGCGGUGGUGGGAACAUACUUUCAUCGUCGAAACCCAGAUGACCAAAGAGUACCUGCGUGAAAUGGAGGGGAAGCUGAUGGAACUGGGCAAGGACCUUGAUCCUAGGGAUAUGAUUGCUGAGCCAGAGGUGCCUGUUGUCGUGUCGAAGGAGAUGAGGGAGGUAAGAGCUAAAGCAAGAGAGGUGCUGCGUGAGGCGGCGUAUAUUGUUGGACUGGUGCAGGAGGCUUUGGUUCGGUUGCAGGAGUUGGAGGAUGGUCAGGUUGGUCAGGACAUGUUUCCGACUUUGCCUGGCUAUAGUGAUGUCAUGCCUUGGGCUUGA